AACACAAAACCAAAAAAGAAAAACUAAAAUAAUGGCAAAAUACAUUUGAAGAAAACUCUACAAGAUCAACAAACAACAAAAAGGAUUUUUCCGAUUGCUGAAAAAGUUGACUCUUCUCGAUUAGAAUUCCUUGUCUUGGUUUCUGGGUUUUCUUCUUCCGGUGGCUCUCUCAUUUCACCUUACGACCAGAAAGGACAAGCCAAAUCAACCAUUCAAGCAGGAGGAUCUCAGGGUUAUGUUCCAUGGUGUGGUAUGUGCAAACUGGACAAAACCUAGAUGGGUGUUUCUCUUCUGAAACAACAACAUCGUAUUACAAAUCAAGCUGAUACCUUUUCUAGAUUCAUGGAACGAUCAUCAGAGAGUAAUCUUAACCGAAAUGAGCACAUCAUCAUUGACAUUCCAAGAAAUGCCGCCAUUGCAUCAUCAUCCUCUUCUUCUCAUGAUAGAAUCUCAAACGUUUUGGAACCGUUACAACACGAGGAAGAGAGACCCUCGAUUAUACCUCCCAUGUCUGCUCCUCAGCCAGCUACAGUGUCUUCUUCCUCAUCUAUGCGAUCGAAUCCCAGAAGCAUCCGUCGCAGAAGAAGUCCUUUGAAUUCUGGCUUAUGGAUUUCUAUUGAACUAUUCCUCACUCUUGGUCAGAUCAUUGCAGCUAUUGUUGUUUUGUCUUUGUCAAAACAUGAGCAUCCUCGUGCACCGUUGUUCGCUUGGAUUGUGGGUUAUGCCUGUGGAUGCGUCGCAACACUCCCACUUUUGUACUGGAGAUAUUAUCACUCGAAUCAGGCCUCUGAGCAGGAUUCUGGCCAGCAUCGUCCUAAUCUCAAUGUUGCAGCUGGGCCAUUCGCCUUCUCCAUAUCCAGGACAUCUGAAGGAGAUGGUCGACAGACCAAUACCACGUCUUCACGUGGUAGUAGAUAUCCUGGGUUCAUUAGUGCUGCCAGACUUAAAGUUAUUGUGGAAUACUUCAAAAUGGCUCUGGAUUGCUUCUUCGCGGUGUGGUUUGUGGUAGGUAAUGUAUGGAUAUUUGGAGGACAUUCAUCUGCUGCUGAGGCUCCUAACUUGUACAGGUUAUGUUUAGUGUUUCUUACCUUUAGCUGUAUUGGCUAUGCGAUGCCCUUCAUCCUCUGCACAACUAUAUGUUGCUGCUUGCCGUGCAUAAUCUCAAUUCUCGGAUAUAGAGAAGAUUUAACUCAGCCUCGAGGUGCCACACCUGAGUCGAUAAAUGCGUUGCCAACUCAUAAAUUUAAGUUGAAGAAAAGCAGAAGUAGUGGCGAUGACAAUGGUUCAAGCACUAGCGAAGGUGGAGUUGUGGCGGCUGGAACAGAUAAGGAACGUACAAUUUCAGGAGAAGACGCAGUCUGUUGCAUUUGCCUGGCGAAAUAUGCGAAUAACGAGGAGUUAAGAGAGCUUCCAUGCUCACAUUUCUUCCACAAAGAGUGCGUUGACAAAUGGCUGAAGAUCAAUGCCUCUUGCCCUCUUUGCAAAAGCGAAGUUGGGGAGAAGAACUCAGAUUUGACAAGCCAAGGGAUCUUGAGCUCGCUCUCUUCUGGGGAAAACGAAAACCAUCAACAACAGCAACUGCAACAACAACAACGGAGUGAACUUAGAGUUGAGAAUGGUUUGGCCAACAAUGUUAUCUAGAUGUCUGAGGUUGCUCUAUGUUGGAGAAAACGGUACAAGUAAGCCGUUUUGCGUUGUUCCUACACAAUAGGGUUUGCUACUCGGUGCAAAGAAGGUGAAGAAAGAAACGCCGAGGUUCCCUUUCUGUAAAUGCUUUUUGCCGUUGUGAAUUGGAACCCUCAAGAGUGUGUAGAAGAGUUCGAGAAUCGUUGAUUGAGUUUGAGCGUGUUCCAAAUACUUGUUUUUAUAUAUUCUCUUAAUUAUCACGAGUACCACCUCUAUACGAGAGCCAGGGAUCUCUCGAGACCUUGUGCAAGCUAAAUUACCCUUGUGGACUGCGCAAAAAUUGAAAUAAACUUAGUGUAAACUUUUAUACUGGACCAAAAAACGUUAUGACUUCGA
This is a messenger RNA of Capsella rubella, 2022 nucleotides long. RefSeq names its product E3 ubiquitin-protein ligase At1g12760. The record is from RefSeq and is a predicted model, not a curated record. Lineage: Eukaryota; Viridiplantae; Streptophyta; Magnoliopsida; Brassicales; Brassicaceae. Bases 277 to 1641 code for a protein of 454 amino acids. Gene Ontology annotation, molecular function: zinc ion binding. The transcript has 5 exons.